AUGCCUGUCACAACUUCCGGAAGGAUAAUUAAGACCCGUAAGGGUAAGAAGGGUACUGCCCAUCAGAAAAAUCAUCGAUGGGAAUCUUUUACUACGAAAAUAUCAAAAUUAAACUCCCUCGACCCAUUACGAAGAGUUCGUCGACAUGACCUCGAUGCCGAAGAUACUUCUGCGACUACAUCCUAUUUCAAAGCCGGUCUGGAGAAAUGGACCGAACUCAAUUUAUCAUCUGGAUUCAUUUCCUUCGCAGAGGAGGUACUCCCGCUAUGCGACAGUUUACCGCAGAUUCUACAUUUCGAGGACAAGAUUAUGGGCCUCUUCGUUAAAUACAUGGAAGGAAAGCAAAGGGAAUCAUUGGAGCCAUUGUUAGAGUUAAUUACAGAUUUUGCGCAUGAUCUGGGACCUCGAUUCGAAAAGCACUACGCAAAAGCACUGGAAUUGGUUACAUCGAUAGCAGGAACCCCUCAGGAUGUCGCUGUUAUUGAAUGGAGCUUUACAUGCCUAGCAUUUCUGUUCAAAUAUUUGUCGAAACUUAUUGUACCAGAUUUACGCCCUACAUACGAUUUAAUGGCACCAUUACUUGGAAAACAUCGUCAACCUCCACAUAUUGCCCGUUUCGCAGCAGAGGCCAUGAGUUUUCUCAUCAAAAAAGCUGGCGCACCGGCUCACAGAGAGAAGGUCCUUCCAUUGAUCGUGCGACACGCGAAAUUGGAUCUCUUGAGUAUCGCAGACACCAAACAAUUUGGCCUCUACUAUCAUGGAAUAAUGACCUUGUUCGCCGAGGCUAUGAAGGGUAACGGACUAACCGUACAUACGUCUGGUCCAGCGAUCUUCAAGUCACUUUUCCUAGCAAUCGAAGAGAGUGAUUUUGGGGAAAAGGAAGCUUCGCCAUGGGUAGAUGUUAUAUGUGGUGUACUCACUAGUAUUGUGCAUCAUACCACUCCGGAGACUUUCAAGGAGAUCCUAGAAUUAGUAUUGGAAGAGGCAAAUACUCUUACCGAUUCCUUUACGCAGUCAAAGACGAUGUAUAGUUUCAACAAACUCCUACUCUCAGCCCGGACAAUAGGGAUUGUGGCUGGUGUUCGACGAGCUUCACGAGUUCAGAAUUGGCCAGCCUUGUUACAGGCAUUAUCUAAUAUUUUGAAAGCAGUUUCUAGGAACGCAUCCUUAGUCGCGGCCGAUGACAAACAUUUAGAUCUUUGGAAAUACCUCAUUGAGAGUGCAGCAAUUGCUCUAACAUAUUCUCCAAUGGACUCCACAAUUCCUUUAAUUUCUCCUUUCAUGGAUGCCCUUACCAAGGACCCUUUGGCAAAAUGGUUCUUGACAUUCUGCUCAUACUUGUCGCAAGGAGAGCCUGAGCGCUUCCGAACUAUUGCGUUACCUUACUUUCAAAGAUUUAUUGUUACACAUUGGUCUGAUGCUGAAAACGGAGAUACCUUGUGUGUGUUAUUACCGAAGAUGGUAGCAUCAGGGGUACUACCGAGUCGAUAUGGAAAGGAUGCAUUUUCACUACCUCAAUCUUGGCAGGACCAGAUUGUCAGUAAAUUCGAACGGCUGGAAUUACAACCUUUCCCUGAACAAGUGUCAACAGCUACUUAUAAUCGCAGUCCCAAAACAUGGCAUGAUCGAUGCUUACCUAAAUAUAAUGCUCUGUUAGAAAUUUUAGAGUGCACUGCUGUACACCCAUCAACAAACGCAAGAAUUGCAGAAAUUCUACUCCGCAAACUCAAACUUGCGCUCAGGCCAUCUUCUUCACUUGCGCCCGAGGAAGCUCAUUUCAUUGUUGGUCGAGGUUUCAGUUCCUUCUCUCGUAUGACCAGAGGAGCUGGUGAGGUUGACAGGGCAUUGGAGCCAUUACUACGUGCAGCAGCUCCUCGGUAUGCUCGAUUGCCAAAUUUCUUAGAAGCACUGCUAGGUUACAAAGCAAGCCUCAAAUUGUCCCCUACACCUGAUGAGGGGAAAUCGAACGAGGAAGAGGAUACGAGCGAUUCAGAAGCUGAAUUUGACCUACUGAUUUGGGAAGAUACGAGUGCUGCUCUAAAACAGAUCGCUGAAUCCAAAGUCGGUGAGGAAGCAGUUGCAGUCUUGACAUUCAAAUGGUUGGAGACACCAUCAGUCAAAUGGAGUGGGCCUCCAGCCCCCAUAGAGAGAGAUCAAAACAAUGGGUUAACUGACUUUGAAUGCUCAAAUCUCAAUAAUCUAGACAAACUUGCAACAGAGACAGACUUGGAAGUCCGCAAUGCUCGUGAUACUAUGCUUCAAAAAUUUGAGGUCGCUCAACAAUUGGUUGACGCACAGCCCAGCGCUGCUAGAUCUCAAGCGCUACGUGUUCUGUCUGCAGUUCCUAUGAUUGGAGAAAGACGAUCUCGACAACUAAUUCCAAUGUUUCUUUCUUGGGCCAGCAAAACCUCCGAAGAGGCUGACCAGACAAAUGAGGAGGAUGAAGCAGUUGUGAGUGAUUGGACAAGGAAGGACCAGAAGGCUCUCUUGGAUGUAUUGGGCCUGUUUGUCAAUCCAAGAUCCAUUUUCAAGGCAGAUGAGGUUCACGAAGCACUUUUGGGAUUAUUGGCGAAUGGUGACAUUGAAACCCAGAAGUCUGCUCUGAAGGCCGUCUUGACAUGGAAAAACAAGAGCGUCAAACCCUAUCAGGAAAAUCUCUUGAAUUUGCUCGAUGAAGCUCGGUUUAAGGAUGAGAUUACUAUUCUUCUUCAAGGUCAAACCUUAGUUCAACCAGAACAUCGAGAAGCCCUUAUGCCAAUCCUUCUCAGAUUGCUAUAUGGACGCACGAUUUCUCGGAAGGGUGCUGCAAGUGGAAAGCAAGGUAUGGAGGCAAGAAGGUUGACAGUGUUAAGAAAUCUGAGUGUUGAAGAUGUUGGAGGAUUUUUAGAUAUUGCCCUUGGUGAUUUGAAAGAUAUGGAUCUAGUCAAGGACGGAGCUAUUCAAAUGUCGGUCUUUGAGAAGGAGUUGCUGGGUGCAAGGAAGCAAGUUGGUUUCACAAACAUGAUGGAAGCAGUGCUUAAGGAAUUAGCCACCAAGGUUGCUCCUUUGACCCGGAAAUUACUGGAAGCAGUGUUGUACUGUUUGGUAAUCGCUUCGCGCCAACUACAGGAUGACUCAACUGAAGAAAAGGAAGAGGAAGAAGAGAACAGCAAGACCUCCUUGUUCAAAGUUGUUCGACAGACUGGAUUGAAGUGUCUCAUACUCCUGUUCAAUAACUCGGUAGACUUUGACUGGUCUCCAUAUGUAGAUCUCAUUGUGACCGAAUUGUCCAACCAAGACUCGAUAAUUUACCAAUCGAAACUGCGCAGGGUGUUUCCGGUCUCCUCCGAUUGUUUUCUGCCUGCACCUUCAAAAUCCAAGGAUGAAGUCAAACUUUUCGCUCUUUCCAUCAUCCGGGGUGUCGUCAAGUGUGCACAAGAUGAAGCAGUAGGAGACAAGGAAACCAUAAAGCAACAGCUUUUAACACCGAAUAUGGAUCAUUUCCUUAUUCAAAUAGGUGGUAUUCUUCGUACCCAUAACGAUAUGAGCAAAGAUUUGCUCGAAGGUUGUGUUGAAACUGUCUCUGAGUUAGCACCUUUCGUCUCAAACUCGACACAAGGCCGCAACUUGGUUGAUGUAUCAGUUUUCUUACUCGAUCAGCCCUCGCGAAGAGUGACUCCCAAGACUAAAGCCGGUUUGCUUUUAGUUUUGGAACACUUUGUACCUCUCUACGAUCUCCAAAAUGAUGUGGACCUUCAGGAUCGAGUUUACCAUACUGUGACUUCCCUCUUUGGUUUUUUCAAAGACAAGGUUAGCAGAGAAGUAUUAUCACGAGUGCUGUUAGUGUACUCAGACAAAGAUCCUGUUUUGAAGGAAGUGGCAGCAUUGUGUUCAGAUCUCAAUUCUUUUGCUGAAGGACGACUUGACGAACCAGAUUACGAUCGCCGACUGAAGGCUUUCAAUGCCAUCAACGCCAAGAGAGAUAUUGACUUCGAUUCGCAUCAAUGGACUCCUUUACUUUUCAACAUGCUCUUCUAUAUCAAGCAUGACGAAGAAUUUGGUAUUCUGUCAUCGAAUUCUUCAGAUGGAGUAUGUCGAUUUAUCGAAGCAGCUAAAGAUGCGAAGCAAACUUCAGAGUUUCCAGCUUUCCAAAACAUGCUUUCCACGAUCUUAAUUCCAGCCCUUUUCGCCGGUGUCCGUGAACCUUCUGAAAUUAUUCGUCGCGAAUACAUGAAAGUUAUGGCGCAUUUGAUCCGCAACUUUUCGGAUUGGUCUGAAGUGAGCGAUAUGCACAGUCUCUUGGCGGGCGAAGAUGAGGUAGAAUCUUCAUUCUUUAAUAAUAUCAUUGCUGCAGGUAAAGGUCGUCAGUCCAGCGCUUUAGGGCUACUUUCCUCAGCCGCGGAGAAGGGAGAGUUAAGCAGCAAAAAUGUCAGCCAUUUCUUCAUUCCUCUCAUCGAGCAUUUCAUUUUCGAUAGAGCGGAGGGCAACGAUGCACAUAAUCUUGCCGCCGAAGCUACGACUACCGUUGGAAUUCUCGCUGGUUCGCUGGAGUGGCAACAAUACCGUGCCACUGCUGAACGCGGUUCAUUGGAUAUGUUCAAGCCAAACCUGAUCUAG
This is a messenger RNA of Sclerotinia sclerotiorum 1980 UF-70, 4596 nucleotides long. RefSeq lists its product as hypothetical. NCBI's taxonomy places the organism in Eukaryota, Fungi, Ascomycota, Leotiomycetes, Helotiales, Sclerotiniaceae. The record is from RefSeq and is a predicted model, not a curated record. Gene Ontology annotation, cellular component: small-subunit processome; nucleolus; 90S preribosome. The transcript is spliced from 4 exons. Bases 1 to 4596 code for a protein of 1531 amino acids.